AUGGCAUUUCACGCUGCUAAGAUCCGCUGCCAGGAUCUUUGGGCACUUGCCAGUGGCAACUCCAGCCCGCAAGCAGCAUUCGCACAAGGAAAGAUCUCUGUGCGAGGUGGCUUUUCUGCUUUGCUGGAAUUGCGCCCUUUCAUCGCAGAGCUUCGCUCAAAGCUUCCAGCAUCUGACUUGCUGCCAGGUGGCACAUGGCUUCCAGAUUCCGCUGCAAAUGCAUGCAUGGCGUGUGACGCAGCGUUCACGCUCUUCCGGCGGCGUCACCAUUGUCGCAGCUGUGGGAAGCUUUUCUGCGAUCGCUGCAGCCCAUGGCGUGCAGGCCCCGCUGCGCGCCAGUGUGACGAGUGUUUCCGUGCCAAGACAGAAAUUUCCGCCGGUGCAAAACAGAAGGACCAGGGACUCGUCGCAGAGCAGAUGCGACUUCUGGAAGUGCGACUGGAGGAGGUGGAAAGUGCUGCCGCUGCAAGAGAGGCGGAGGACUUCUUAGGUGCGGCGAACGCUGCUCGGAUGUCAACACCCCAAGGAUGUAGACUGUCUUAUCCAGUGUUUGCAUGUCCUUCUUCUGGGCCUUUCAUAGCCAUCCACAAACUGUUGGCAAAAUUGCAAGAACGGAUUUUAUGUUUCAACACCUUGUCUAAACUAUGGCCUCGCGAAUCUGGCUCUAAAAUUGCUGCGGCGCAGCAACUUCACCAGCAUAGCGAUUCCCACGUCUCCUUUAAACAUGUAAAUUACGAUGCAUACAUAGAUAAAUAUGCAGAGAUAUAUAGAGGCUUGUAUGCAAACUGCAGGCCUUCCUGGGCCUCCUAG
Molecule: messenger RNA, 810 nt
Organism: Symbiodinium pilosum
Lineage: Eukaryota; Dinophyceae; Suessiales; Symbiodiniaceae
Source: the annotation of a GenBank genome assembly